Molecule: messenger RNA, 2565 nt
Organism: Candidula unifasciata
Lineage: Eukaryota; Metazoa; Mollusca; Gastropoda; Stylommatophora; Geomitridae
Source: the annotation of a GenBank genome assembly
AUGGGAAGUGUAAAAAAAAAAAAAAAGGCAACAAAAGAAGGAGUAACAGAUUUAGGAAAUGACAAGAUCCCAAUCACUAAACGUAGCAUGAGCAUUGGUGAGACGAGCUCUGGCCCCAGCAGCAGGACAACGGGGAAACGACCGGGCAAACGGCCUGGCAGAAAGGCAUCCAGGGUUGACGAGAGCGCCAAGCUGGAGCGCAGUCGACAGAGCGCCAGGGAAUGUCGUGCCAGGAAGAAGCUCAGAUACCAGUAUCUAGAGGAGCUGGUGCAACACCGGGAGAAGGCCGUGUUUGCUCUCAGGGAUGAGCUGGAAACGUAUAAACAGUGGUGCACCCAGCUUGACACGGAACAACGUGUGCCGGACUCUCUGUUGAAAAUGAUUGCCAGUGAGCGGAUAUCACAGGAGAGGAAGCAGAGGGAGCAAGCCAAUAGGUUGAUGAUACUUCAGCGGCAGAGAAAGGAAGAGAUAUCACAGUUCUCUUCCUCGUCAUCGUCCCCAGAUUCAUCGCCAUCCCCACGACAUGAACAGUCACAGCAGACAAGUCAUCCUCAGCUUGGCGGAGAGCCGUCAAUUACGUCUCAGGUUAGUUUACACCAGACGCCUUCAUCGUCACAGCAAAAAGAGCAUCCAGUUGGAACAGACUCGUCAUUUCAUCAUCAUAGUACUCAACAUCAAACAUCUUCACAACAGCAAAGGAAUCUUCACAUUGGAUUAGAGCCGUCAGUCAUAUCUCAGAGCACAUCGCAUCAAAUGUCUUCAUCUUCGCAGCAGCACAAACAUCAAAUUGGGACAGGGCAGUCAUAUAACCCACAAAGCAGUUUACUUCAAAUGCCUUCUUCUUCAUCUCAAACAAGCCAUCAUCAGACUGGAGUUGAGCCGUUAUUUCAGAUUCAAACAUCUUCAGAGCAGGAUAAUCUUCAAACUGUCACAGAGCCGUCAUUUGAUCCCCGGGGUAUCCAACCUCAAACAUCUUCAUCUUCAGAGCAAAAAAGACAUCAGAUUGUUGGGCAGUCAUGUACCUCACAGGCUGCUGUGCAUCAAAAACCUUCUACUUCAUCGCAAGAAAGUAAUCGUCAGAUUGGUGUAGAACCAUUAUUUCAACCAUAUGUUGCUCAAGAUCGUUCAUCUUCAUCUUCAGAAAUUGGUCAUCCACCAACAGUAUCGCCUCAUCACUUCCACCGGCAUCACCAGGGACAGCGAGCUCAAACGAUGCAACACAAAACAUCUUUGCGGAGACAAAUGGCAUUUGAUAAAUCUCACCCCGAUGAUACUCUGUCUAAUGUUUCGUCACAUACAGAAACCAUCAUUCCGAAAAGAACACCAAAUAUACAGAGUCAUGCUCAGAGCUUUGAAUCCAAAACAAGUAUUUUCCCCCAACAGCAAAGAGUCCAACAGCUGCUACAACAGCAUCACAUGCAACAUGCAAGAACUGAAAGUUCCCUGUCAGCACCACUACACUACAACAUCCCUCAACACAUUUCUCAGAGAUCUCUUCACCCACAAAAGACUAGUGUCGAAAGCGAACCGCCUUUAAAAUACGAACAUCCUAGUGAUGUACCAGGAACUAAUCCUUCAGCUAGUAUUGAAACCAGGCGGGCAAGAUCUUUGAGUAAUCCAGCAUCAAUGGUAAACUUUCCCAGAUCCUCCACCUACGCAUCCAGUUCACGGAGCUUGCCAGGAUCUUCACGAACUGUUCAGACCCCUCUCCCCACGCCCUGGCCAUCAGAUCGAGGAUCUGGCCAAGGUCUUGGUUUAUUUAGUGGGUCUUCGAUUGGAUGUAAAAUAUCCCCUUUAACUCUCAGCAUCCCAGCAUCGGCUGCUGUUGAAGAGAGUAGUUCUUCAGAUGAGAACGUCAAUGAACGGCAGUUGUUUCAUUCUUCUCUCCUACCAUUCAAAAGGACGUCGGCGGAUCCUGCUGUUACAGACAACACUCAGUGGAUUGCAACCUCAAGGAGCUCCACCAUCCAUUCAGGAUCUACUUCUUUCAAUACUGACCCUAAUAUCACGCUUAGUAACUUAACGACCAUUCAUUGUUUAAGUACCACAAGGACUUGCAACACGCCUUCACCAUCCCCUGUAGGACUUGGUCCUUCUGGGCUUCCUUCGCCUUCUUCUGUUUCGAAAUACAUGGGGAUAUCUGGCUCUACGCCGUCUUCUUCUGCCAGUACCUCUCCAGCUCCGUUAUCGUCUCUUUCAUCUCUCUUCGAAUCGUCGGCGCCUUCCCCAGUGAUGUCCUCCUCAACAUUUAGUACGCAGUUAGAUCCCGCGGAUCUUCACUUAUCAGAACACGCCUCGUCCAUCCCAGAUUCCUUUCACUGUUCAGCCAUGAGUCUCAGUGCUUCCAUAGACGAGCCCAUCCCUGAGUUGUACUCCUUCCUUGCUGACCUUGAAGAGGGUGGCAUGUCGUCCUUAAGCUCCAGACACGGUGCAUCCUCCAGUCACAGCACUCCAUUGGCUCUAACCCCCAGACAGCACGACCAACCUUCAACUCCUGACCCUGCCUAUCUCAACGUCCCGAAAAUAAUCGACGAGUACUUGGAUUCCGACAAAGAGGAUUCAUGA